UUUGCCACGCGUGUACCCGUUUCGUAGACUCUGGUAUUUAUUUCGAGUGCGCGGUGACGUCAGCUCCACAGGAAGUAGUAAGUGAACUUCCGGGAUCGAUUGCGCGUUCGUGCUGGAGGUCACUUUGCUUUAAAAAAAGGAAUAACUGUGAGGUUAACGGAAGUCAUGGGUGGGGACCAUGGACCCGGACACGGCAAGCUGCCCAUGCCGGAUUACAGAGUGUGGAAAUGGGAAGGAACGCCGCUGGAAGCAACCCAGGAGAGACUCGCUCGACGAGGACUGCGGGACCCCUGGGCUCGGAAUGAGGCGUGGAGAUAUACAGGCUCCUUUGGCGUCCCAGUCAGCCUGCGGGACAUCAUCUUCCGUGGAUUUAAGACCGGAUUCGCAGCGUUUGCAGUGGCACUGGCAGUGGAGUAUGCUUUCUUCCCUCCAAAGAAGUCGGAUCACUAAUAACGUGACUGAAGCUCAGCGGAGCCAGUCGUCCCCAGACUCUGUUUGCUGCAGGUUUUAAGCCUGUUGUUGUCUAUCCAUGAAAACAUUAGCCACGAAAGGCUUCCUAAUACCUGUGUUCAUCCGUCGGUAUGAUUCCCAUGACCAGUAUGUAAAAUAAACAUAAAUUUAUUGAACUGGG
Messenger RNA from Puntigrus tetrazona (Sumatra barb), 631 nucleotides. RefSeq names its product NADH:ubiquinone oxidoreductase subunit B3 (gene ndufb3). The transcript has 3 exons. The record is from RefSeq and is a predicted model, not a curated record. Gene Ontology annotation, biological process: electron transport chain; mitochondrial respiratory chain complex I assembly. The coding region runs from base 166 to 450 and encodes 94 amino acids. Gene Ontology annotation, cellular component: mitochondrion. NCBI's taxonomy places the organism in Eukaryota, Metazoa, Chordata, Actinopteri, Cypriniformes, Cyprinidae.